GCAGAAGCCUGUGGUGUUGAUGGGGAAAGACAGGAAGCAACUUGUUGCUUUUUUUUUCUGAUAACCAUUUCUGAAGUCAGCUGACCCCAGCACUCUGUGGGUCAAGUCUCAUGAGGUGUCCUGUGAGAUGGGACAAAGGGCAGCUCAGAACACAGGAAGGGACACCAAGAUACGACUGUUCAGGCCACCUACCCACAGGAAUGCCAGGGCUGGCUCUUCUUCCAGGACUCUGUCUCCUGCUGAGCUGGCCUGGGGACCUAGAUUGGAAGAACUCAGCGGUCCACUUUGCAGACGUGGUUGUCAGCACCGCUGAGGGGCUCCACAUCACGCCGACACGCAGAGGCGACUCCUGUAACCCUCACUGCCCCGUCCACAGCACCUGCGUCAACUCUACCCACUGCACCUGCGACCCUGGCUUCCGGUCCGAGUCAGGCUACAAAUUCUUCCAGUUCCUCUUGGAGACUUGCAAUGAUAUUGACGAAUGCAGACCACCGAUUAGUGUAUACUGUGGCGUGCAUGGCGAAUGUCGCAACAUCGAAGGAACUUUCGAGUGUCACUGCUUACCUGGAUAUGAGCUUCUCUCCGGGGGCACAAGAUUCAAGAACUCCAGUGAGAACACCUGUCAGAAUGUCACCACUUCCUCCUCGAGGACAUCCAAGCAGCUGCAAAAGGUUGUGGAAGAAGUGAAGUCACACCUGGACAAUACAACACUAUGGAGGAGUGGAAAUAAGACUGAUGUGGCCACGAAAGUCACCAAGAUCCUGAAGCAGAUGGAGAAAAAUGUUCUGGAAACAGCCCUGAGGUCACCAGAGAAGACAACUCAGAGAGUCCAAAACAGUUCUGUGGCUGUCGAGACGCGAGUUGUUAGAAGCUGCUCCGGGUGGAGAGAGCUGUUCGGUCUGGUGGCCCAGAGCAACGCCAUGGAAAUUCACUGCACAGACGUCCUGCAGAACCCACAAGGCCCCAGUGCGGUGGCCUUCAUCUCCUACUCAUCCCUGGGCCGCAUCCUGGACGGAAGCUUCUUCCAGGAGCCGGGGGAGACAGGCCGGGCCCACCUGAGCUCCCAGGUGGUCAGCGCCACCAUCGGCCCCGACAGGAACCUGUCCGUCCGGCAGCCGGUGUCUCUGACCUUCCAGCGCACGCAGGGGGUGUCCAGGGACGGCCAAGUCCUGUGCGUCUAUUGGGCCAGCCAGCAGUGGGGCGGCCACUGGUCCACGGAUGGCUGCCUGCUGGUGGGUGAGAACAGCACCCACGUCUUCUGCAAUGCCACCCACCUGUCCAGUUUCGCCGUGCUGGUGGCCCUCAGCCAACAGGAGGAAGACUUCGUCCUGGACGUCAUCACCUACGUGGGGCUGGGUCUCUCUCUGCUCUGCCUCCUCCUGGCCGCCCUCACCUUCCUGCUGUGCAAAGCCAUCCAGAACACCAGCACCUCCAUCCACCUGCAGCUCUCGCUCUGCCUCUUCCUGGCCCACUUGCUCUUCCUCACGGCCAUCGACAGAACCGAGAUCCGGGUGCUGUGUGCCAUCAUCGCGGGGGCCUUACACUACCUCUACCUGGCCGCCUUCACCUGGAUGCUUCUGGAAGGCCUGAAUCUCUUCCUCACGGCCCGGAACCUGAUGGUGGUCAACUACUCGGGCAUGAACAAGGUCAUCAAAUGGCUCAUGUUCCCCGUGGGCUACGGGGUCCCUGCUGUGAUCGUGGGGGUGUCCGCAGCCUCCAGGCCUCACCUGUAUGGGACCCCCAGACGCUGCUGGCUCCAGCUACAAAAUGCAUUUGUGUGGAGUUUCCUCGGGCCCAUCUGUGCCAUGGCCUGUGUGAAUUUUGUAUUUUUCCUCUCCGUCCUGUGCAUUUUGAGAAGGAAACUUUCCUCCUUGAACAGUGAGGUAUCAACCAUCCAAAAUACAAGGAUGCUGACGUUCAAGGCCACGGCCCAGCUCGUCAUCCUGGGCUGCACCUGGUGUCUGGGGGUCCUGCAGGUGGGUCCCGCCGCCAAGCUCCUGGCCUAUCUCUUCACCAUCGUCAACACCCUGCAGGGCGUCUUCAUCUUCCUGGUCUACUGCCUCCUCAGCCAGCAGGUCCGAAAGUGGUUCCGAGAACUCAUCCGAACAAAGUCCAUGUCCGAGAGCCUUACACUUUCCAGCAGGUUUGGCCCCGAGUCCAAGCCCAGCGAGAUACAUGAAGAGAAAAUAGUAAAAUUGGAACCUCCAGCCACACGGGGCCAGGGAUCCCCCUGGAUCCAGUCAACAUCGUGAAGAAUGAAACAAGGGCCAAAAGAAAAAGAAAAAGAGAAAAACGCCUCACAAGAUGUCUGAUUCUGGAUGUCCAAACCCUACCCCUAGCAAACACCCUCUGGACCGUUGUUGAUGUUAUUUUUGCUAAGUAAGGAGGUCUUUCUUAGUGGUUUGCAGACAAUACAGUUGUUGGUUCAUG
Messenger RNA from Erinaceus europaeus (western European hedgehog), 2430 nucleotides. RefSeq names its product adhesion G protein-coupled receptor E3 (gene ADGRE3). Gene Ontology annotation, cellular component: membrane. Lineage: Eukaryota; Metazoa; Chordata; Mammalia; Eulipotyphla; Erinaceidae. Gene Ontology annotation, molecular function: G protein-coupled receptor activity; calcium ion binding. The transcript is spliced from 17 exons. Gene Ontology annotation, biological process: adenylate cyclase-activating G protein-coupled receptor signaling pathway; cell surface receptor signaling pathway. The record is from RefSeq and is a predicted model, not a curated record. Bases 111 to 2252 code for a protein of 713 amino acids.